Molecule: messenger RNA, 1735 nt
Organism: Epinephelus lanceolatus (giant grouper)
Lineage: Eukaryota; Metazoa; Chordata; Actinopteri; Perciformes; Serranidae
Gene: ube2d1b
Product: ubiquitin-conjugating enzyme E2D 1b
Source: RefSeq, a predicted model, not a curated record
AGCGGAAACAAAAGAGGUUUUUAUAAAAACACAAACACAUCCCCGGCUGUCGAAGUACUCAGGGAAUAAACUACAGCCAUUGACUUCGCCGGCAAUAAUAUUUUAAUUGAAAGAAAGAGCCAGUCGUCGUAGGUUGAGGAGCAAACUGCAUCAGUCAAUAUGGCACUGAAAAGAAUACAGAAGGAGCUGAAUGACUUGCAGAGAGACCCUCCUGCACAGUGCUCCGCUGGACCAGUGGGGGAAGACUUGUUUCAUUGGCAGGCAACCAUAAUGGGUCCGGGUGACAGUCCUUACCAAGGAGGAGUUUUCUUUCUUACAAUCCACUUCCCCACUGACUACCCAUUCAAGCCACCAAAGGUAGCAUUUACAACUAAGAUUUAUCACCCAAAUAUAAACAGCAAUGGGAGUAUCUGUUUGGACAUUCUACGGUCACAGUGGUCUCCAGCAUUAACAGUGUCAAAAGUUUUAUUGUCCAUAUGUUCAUUGCUUUGUGAUCCAAACCCAGACGACCCCUUAGUUCCAGACAUAGCACACAUGUACAAGAACGACAAAGACAAAUACAACAAAGUAGCAAAAGAUUGGACCCAAAAGUAUGCCAUGUAAAGAGAAGAAAACAUGCUGAGAAUUUUUCUUUUUCCUUCCUUUUUUUAAGUCACAGCACACUGUAAAUGAGUAUGGAAUCAUGAAGUAAUCUUAGGUAACUUGCAUCAGACUGAACUGUUAUUAACAUUAUUAUUAAUCUGAGACCAUGACUUGUAUACAUUUUAUUUGUUUUUGAAAAGAAGUAGAGAGUUUUACUUUGAGCAGAUGAGAGAGAUUGGCUCUGGUCAUUUGAUGGGUACCGUGACAUUUCAAGUCACAUUUGGCUUGUUGUUUUUGCAUCAGUGAAACUUUAUUUAAACACAAGUUUAUUACAAAUUGCUUUGCGGCAUUCUUUACCAUUCAAGUAAAACUAGUGGAUCGAAAGACAUGAGUCCCACCAUAUGCCAUUCAGCAACAAGCCUUUUUUUCCGAGGAGCUGAGUAAUAGUGCAGCAGGAUAGCAUAUAUGUUAGACAAGCUGCUUCAUAACUGGAAAAGCCCAGCUCCAGUCCCUGCAAGAAACCCACUCAACCAUGGAGAUGUGGAAGGGUGAAUGCCAAAUAUGGAAGCCCCACAUAAUGACAUGUCACGCCGUGGGUGAUGGAGGGUUUGGUUGAGUUCUUUUGCAUCUUGUAGCAGAUGAAGUGGAAUAAAACUAUGUACUGUUGCAAUCUUGCAGUUUCCUGAAAAUGGAUGCAAUUACAAGUCAAGUCACAUAUUACUGUCUUCUUCCUCCUCUCCUCCUAUUAUUAUUAUUAUUAUUGUUAUUAUUAUUAUUACUAUUAUUAUUAUUAAUAAUAAUUAUAUAGUAUUAAACGCUCUGGAACAUUUCUUUUAAAUUAGAGUUAUCACAAUGUAAAUCUGUCUUCAAAUGAUGUACUCUUUUCCCCUGAGAAUAGCAGUGAUGUUGGCUUUGUGGUUAGAUUUACACAGGCAUAAAGAUCUGAUUUUUAACCCAGUGAAACCCGUACCUGGGUUAAAUGUGUUCUUCUGUUUGACCUCCAGUCUGUCUGUAUAUCUAUCUAUGCUAUAGAAAUGGUAAAAAAAAAAAAAAAAUCCAUUUUCUGUUCCUGUGUAAACAGUCUCUCACUUGUGUCUUUGAAGCCUGAGUGGCACCUUUUGUACUGAAUUAAAGAAUGGUACAGUUUUUAUCA